UUAGCUGUUUCCCAUAUUGAGGCCAGACAGAAGGAGUUGCACACAGGGGAACACAUACAUACACCUGAAAUUGGUAGAAAAACGGCGGAAGAUGGAGGCAGUGAAGAGGUGGAAGUCAGACUGGAGGUAUCCCACCACUCUACUGUGCAUUUAUGGAUUCUUCAGCACGGUUAAACCCCUGGAGCCUUUCCUCAUCCCAUACAUGACAGGGCCGGACAAGAAUCUGACAACAGAGCAGGUUAAUAAUCACAUUUUCCCAGUGUGGACGUACUCCUACCUGUCUGUGCUGGUGCCGGUGUUCCUGCUGACUGACUGGUUGCGUUACAAGCCUGUGUUGGUGUUCCAGUGUGCCAUGCUCUUCAUCACCACAGCAAUGCUGCUGUGGACAAAAAGUGUACCGGCCAUGCAAGCCAUGCAGUUCUUCUACGGGGUGGUGACAGCCAGCGAUGUGGCCUAUUUCUCCUACAUCUACAGUGUGAUAGAUCUGAAGAGGUACCGGAAGGCCACUUCUUACAGCCGCAGUGUCCAGCUUCUGGGGUACACAGUCGGCUCUGUUCUGGGUCAGCUACUUGUCAGCUUCAACCUCAUGUCCUACAACAACAUCAUAGUGUUAACUCUGGUUCUCACCGUCAUCGCUCUCCUUGCCUCCUGCCUCCUGCCAAUGCCACAGCAGAGCAUGUUCUUUCAUCGCAGAAAAAAAGAGGGCGCGAGGGGCGAUGGAGAUGGGACUGUGGAUGCAACAGAACACGGAGGCAGAUCAAAGAUAACGCUGGAAGAAAUUAGAGAUGAAAAGGUGGACAAAUGUAGAGAAACAGAGGAAGAUGUUGUCAAAGGACAGGAAGAAAAAGGGCCUAAAGCUGAGGACUUUGAGGAGUCGGUUGGUGCAGUGAGCUGCACCCAAGUUCUCCUCCAGCUGUGGAGGGACUUCUGCCAGUGCUAUUCCUCCAGACAGCUGCUCUACUGGUCAUUGUGGUGGACAAUGGCCACUUGUGGCUAUAACCAGACUUUGAACUAUGUACAGGUGCUGUGGGAGCAUGUGCAGCCUUCUCAGAACCACAGCAUCUACAAUGGAGGUGUGGAGGCAGUGUCCAACCUGUUGAGUGCAGCUACAGCCUACGGUAUAGGUGCCAUUGAGGUGAAAUGGGACCAGUGGGGAGAGCUUGCCCUGGGUGGUUUCUCUGGACUCGGGGCAGCCGCACUUUUCCUCAUGACCUUCAUUGGCAACAUCUGGGUCUGCUACACUGGUUACGUCAUUUUCAAGUGCCUGUACAUGUUGCUGAUAACAAUAGCCAUGUACCAGAUUGCAGCUGGCCUGUCAAUGGAAAGAUAUGCACUGGUCUUUGGAGCAAACAACUUUGGAGCACUGGCUCUACAGACGAUUAUCACUUCUGUUGUGGUUGACAGUGGAGGACUGGGCCUGUCCAUCAUUCCUCAGUUCACCAUAUAUGCCAGCUACUUCUCAGUCAUUGCCGUUGUUUUUUCACUUCUUGGACUGUUUACCAUUUGGAGAACACAGAGAAACAAAAGAAAGACUACUCCUCCACACAAAAAUGAAUCUCAAGGCUUUGACGAACACAGAUUCUGAAUGCAAGAAAUUCGACACUGAUAGCUAAGGAAAAAGGAGGCACAGCCAGAGCAAGGCACAGGAGAGCAAAAGGGAAACAGAGAGCACAAGGGAACCUACCAAAGGGGGGAGGAUAACCCUGCCCAUGAAGAACCCUCAUCAAGCCUGUCCAGCAUGGCAAGAGCAAUCAGACAGACAACUGAAUCUCAAUUUCUACACUUUACUGUAUCUUUCAUCCCUCUUGCACACACCAGUGAGUGGCAACGCUAGUCCAGCUACACAUUUCCACAGUGAACAAGAUAGUGUAGAACUUUUUUCAUUUUCCUUUUCUACUUGUGUUUGGCACUUAUUGUUAUGGCAACCUGGGCAAAGGCUGCCACUUUGGGUGUGCAAGGAGAUCUAACAAAUAAUACAUUUGUUGUAUGAUAAUGUAACACACCUGCAAUAUUUUUUCAAAUAAAAUGUUUUUAAUCUCCACUCUUGUACUAACUAGUUUUUUUGGGUUGUGGACUAUCUGUGCUACACAUUCACAGA
Xiphias gladius (swordfish) is the source of this 2098-nucleotide messenger RNA. It is a transcript of the gene slc19a3a, whose product is annotated as solute carrier family 19 member 3a. The coding region runs from base 92 to 1585 and encodes 497 amino acids. Lineage: Eukaryota; Metazoa; Chordata; Actinopteri; Istiophoriformes; Xiphiidae. Gene Ontology annotation, molecular function: vitamin transmembrane transporter activity. Gene Ontology annotation, biological process: vitamin transport; transmembrane transport. The transcript has 8 exons. The record is from RefSeq and is a predicted model, not a curated record. Gene Ontology annotation, cellular component: plasma membrane.